AUGUUUGGUUCCCAGCUUCUGCAAAUUGAUUUGUCUUAUCUUCUCACUCAGAUGGCUAACCUACGAAUGGUACCGUUAACAGAAACCUCGUCCUAUCGAUUGCUAGCUCGGGAACAAACAAUUCGUGCUGUCGAAGUAGCAUUAAUCAAGGCCCAUUUGGUUCUUGGAACAGGAAGUUGUAAGCUGAAUGAGGAGAUCAACUCGAACGAGCUUAUUGUGGAUGUAUUGGACGUCCCGUCCAGUGAGCUGGAUGUAUUGGACGUCCCGUCCAGUGAACUGGAUGUAUUGGACGUCCCGUCCAGUGAACUGGACGCAGUGGACGGCCCGUCCAUUACACUGGAUGCAGCAGACGUCUCAUCCACUGCACUGGAUGCAGUAGACGUCCCGUCCACUGCACUGGAUGCAGUAGACGUCCCGUCCAUUGUACUGGAUGCAGUAGACGUCCCGUCCACUGCACUGGAUGCAGUAGACGUCCCGUCGACGUUGAGGAUUCUUCUAUGA
This is a messenger RNA of Anisakis simplex (herring worm), 501 nucleotides long. NCBI's taxonomy places the organism in Eukaryota, Metazoa, Nematoda, Chromadorea, Rhabditida, Anisakidae. The record is from the annotation of a GenBank genome assembly.